Messenger RNA from Neoarius graeffei (lesser salmon catfish), 1552 nucleotides. It is a transcript of the gene slc25a20, whose product is annotated as solute carrier family 25 member 20. The transcript has 9 exons. Gene Ontology annotation, molecular function: O-acyl-L-carnitine transmembrane transporter activity. NCBI's taxonomy places the organism in Eukaryota, Metazoa, Chordata, Actinopteri, Siluriformes, Ariidae. Gene Ontology annotation, cellular component: mitochondrial envelope. Gene Ontology annotation, biological process: carnitine transmembrane transport; mitochondrial transport. The record is from RefSeq and is a predicted model, not a curated record. Bases 302 to 1207 code for a protein of 301 amino acids.
UUAUGAUUAGCUAAUUAGACGUUUUCAGUACAUUUUGCGAAUUGGUUAUUGUGUGUAGAUUCUGAAUGUAUUCAUAUUUCUGCACUGAUAUUUGUCCGGAAGUUUUAUCGAGACGCUCCUGAAGUGACUGAGGUGUAACAGUAAAAUAGGUCCGGGUGAAUAUUUAGGUGAAAGGUCUCUGGUUCUUUCUGUCCUUGUGCUGAGUUCUGAAGGGAAAUACGGCACGGACAGGUUCGGGCUGGUGGGUAUUUUUAAAAACACUUUUUAAGUUGUUUUCUAUUCCUCCAGAAGUUUGUUAGCCAUGUCGAAACAAGCGCAGCCCAUCAGUCCGGGUAAGAAUUUCCUGGCCGGUGGGUUUGGAGGAAUCUGCCUGGUGUUCGCUGGUCACCCUCUGGACACCAUCAAGGUGCGUCUGCAGACUCAGCCCAAGCCAGGACCAGGUCAGUCGUCUGUCUACGCUGGAACAUUUGACUGUUUCAGGAAAACCCUCGCCAAGGAGGGGGUUCGGGGCUUGUAUAAAGGCAUGGCCGCCCCCAUUAUUGGAGUCACUCCCAUGUUUGCUGUGUGUUUCUUCGGUUUUGGUCUCGGAAAGAAACUACAGCAGAAAAGCCCCGAUGACAUUCUCACGUAUCCUCAGCUGUUUGCAGCCGGGAUGCUGUCCGGUGUGUUCACCACAGCCAUCAUGGCUCCUGGAGAGAGAAUCAAGUGCCUACUGCAGAUCCAGGCAUCUUCAGGAGAGAUUAAAUACGCCGGGCCCCUGGACUGUGUGAAGCAGCUUUACAGGGAAAGUGGAAUCCGAGGCAUCUAUAAAGGCACCGCACUCACACUCAUGAGGGAUGUGCCAGCCAGCGGGAUGUACUUCAUGACCUAUGAGUGGCUGAAGAACCUCCUCACUCCAGAGGGCAAGAGCCCGAAUGAACUGAGUGUGCCCAGUGUGCUGUUUGCUGGCGGCAUGGCGGGAAUCUUUAACUGGGCCGUUGCGAUUCCACCUGAUGUCCUCAAAUCCCGAUUCCAGACAGCUCCUGAGGGGAAAUACCCUAACGGAUUUCGGGAUGUUCUGAGGGAGCUGGUCAGGGAGGAGGGCGUGGCCUCACUGUAUAAAGGCUUUAAUGCAGUCAUGCUCAGAGCGUUCCCUGCUAAUGCUGCGUGUUUCCUCGGGUUUGAGGUGGCCAUGAAGUUCCUGAACUGGAUUCUACCAAACCUGUGACUUGUAUGAGACGGGGUUACUGAAGAAUGUGGCUUUAUAACACAUGCACAAUGUCGGAUGUCCUUCGCUAUGACUUUAGUUUUGCAUUAUUUUAUUUGGUGUUGAUGAGGAGUGAUGACGUGCCUUAUUACACCCGGCUCUGACCUCAGUCUCUGCUCCUCAGGGAACCUGUAUGUGUGUGUCCAUCCAUCCUAGUUUUGUUGAUGUAACAUUACUUUUAAUAAUUAAAUAUAUACAAUAAUAAUAAUAAUAAUAAUAAGUGAUUAGUUCUGUGUAAAUCUCCUGCUGGAUGAAGUUAUGAUUUUUUUUUUUUUUGAUAAUGUAAAAUAAACAGAUUGUUCCAGA